CCUUGCAGCCGGGCCAACGCCUUCGCCUAGGGCUACUUGGCGAGGCGCCGCUUCUCCGGAGCUGAGCGACCGGAGCGCUUUCGGCAGGCGGUGCUCUGUUUCCCCAGUUCAUUUCUCUGCAGCUCCUGCCUUGACAGGUGCUAGUGUCGGUGCUCGUCGCAGACGCAUUCUGACUCGGGCCCUUCCUCUCUCUCUCUGGAGACUGCCUAUGGCUGGGGACCGAGUGAGGUCGUUGCCUUGACGACGGCAGCAUGCGGCCCGCAGUCCUCGGAAGUGUGAGCUUGCGGAGGGCAGAAGCCAAUCUGCCUCCCUGCCUGCUUCACCUAGGACCAGUAACUGCGUCCGCAAAGGAAAUCCCAAUACUGGGAUUGCUAGUUUGCUAGUCAGCAUCUUUUUAGAUCUGCUAGCGAGAUGCAUAUCACCUCGAUUUUGUUUCCAAGUUGAAAACCUUUGGCUCUUUCCAUGUGAAGGGUUUGGAAGAAAUACAAGAAAAAUUCCUACUGGUUUUAAAGCAAAAUGGAAAAGUACGAGAACCUAGGAUUGGUUGGAGAGGGGAGUUACGGAAUGGUGAUGAAGUGUAGGAACAAAGACAGUGGAAGAAUUGUGGCCAUUAAGAAGUUCUUAGAAAGCGACGAUGAUAAAAUGGUCAAGAAGAUUGCUAUGCGAGAAAUCAAGUUACUAAAGCAACUGCGGCAUGAAAAUUUGGUGAAUCUGUUGGAAGUAUGUAAGAAAAAAAAACGUUGGUACCUAGUCUUUGAAUUUGUUGACCACACGAUUCUUGAUGACUUGAAACUCUUUCCAAAUGGACUAGACUAUCAAGUAGUUCAGAAGUAUUUGUUUCAGAUUAUUAAUGGAAUUGGAUUUUGCCAUAGUCACAAUAUCAUACACAGAGAUAUAAAGCCUGAGAAUAUAUUAGUCUCCCAGUCUGGCGUUAUAAAAUUAUGUGACUUUGGGUUUGCACGGACAUUGGCGGCUCCAGGGGAGGUUUACACUGACUACGUGGCUACCCGGUGGUACAGAGCUCCAGAACUGCUGGUUGGCGACGUCAAGUAUGGCAAGGCUGUUGAUAUCUGGGCCAUUGGUUGCCUGGUCAUUGAAAUGCUUAUGGGGCAACCACUGUUUCCAGGGGAAUCUGAUAUUGAUCAGCUACAUCAUAUUAUGACAUGUUUAGGUAAUUUAAUUCCAAGACACCAGGAGCUAUUUUAUAAAAAUCCUGUGUUUGCUGGAGUAAGGUUGCCUGAGAUCAAAGACACAGAAGCAGAACCGCUCGAGAGCCGUUAUCCUAAGCUCCCUGAAGUUGUGAUCAGUUUAGCAAAGAAAUGCUUGCACAUUGACCCAGACAAAAGGCCGUUCUGUGCUGACCUUCUACACCAUGAUUUCUUUCAAAUGGAUGGAUUCGCUGAGAGGUUUUCUCAAGAAUUGCAGUUAAAAAUAGAGAAAGAUGCCAGGAAUAAUUCUUUACCUAAAAAGUCUCAAAACAGAAAGAAAGAAAAAGAUGAUGCCUCAGGUGAAGAAAGAAAAACACUUGUGGUGCAGGAUACCAAUGCUGAUCCCAAAAUUAAGGAUUCAAAAGUGUUCAAAAUAAAGGGGUCAAAAAUUGAUGUCGAGAAGACGGAAAAAGGAAGUAGAGCUUCAAAUGCCAACUGUCUCCAUGACAAUGGGACAAACCACAAAGGCUUGCCUUCUACAAGCCUCCGAGACUGCAGCAAUGUCAACAUUGAUCACUCAAGGAAUCCAGGCACAGCGAUUCCUCCCCUCACGCACAAUCUUUCUGCAGUCACUCCUGGCAUGAAUGCUGGAAUGGGAACUAUUCCUGGAGUUCAGAAUUACAGAGUGGAUGAGAAAACUAAGAAAUACUGUAAUCCAUUUGUUAAACCAACUCAGCCUUCUCCAUCAGGGAUUUAUAAUAUGAAUGUGAGCACAUCCGUCUCAGGUGACAAGUACCUCCUCCAGGCAAGCAAGAAGAGGAAGGAGUACUCCAAAGCAGACGUGCGAUUGCCUGAACUGAACUACAACCACCUUCCUGAACUGAGAGCUUUGGAAGGCAUAGCUCGAAAUUCUAGGCUAGUAAAGAAAGAGAACAAAUGUCUUUCAGAAUCUCGAAUUCCUUCUCUGGCUGCCAUUGACCUGCAUGCGUCCAGUGUUGCAUCGCACCAGAUGCUGCCAGCACUUGAGAUGACAUCCUCUUGCACGAGAGCACUGAUGCCCCAGAGGAGAUCUGCGGUUUGACUGUUUCCUUCUGGAAACCUACGCUUUCUAAGAAAGGCUUUGCAGAAGAAGGGAAGACGGACUUCCAAAGACUUCAAAGGAAGAGUGAACAGGCGUCCCUUCACCUUUCCAACCUGUGAUGCUAUUUCAGGAUAUAUCCAUGGAACAGUAGUGACGUGGUUCUUGUUACAUGAAUGUGUAUUUGAUAUUAGUAGAUUGUGUAUUUAAAGUUAUCUGAGAUUAAAAGUCAGUAAAAAAGGAGAGAAUCAUUAUAAAAGGUCAUGAUUUUAUGCAUUGAACUUAGUGUAUUAUCUAUAUAAAUGUUUACAGUUGAAGAAAAUGAAAAAAAAAAGCUAGGAUCUAUAAGAGAAAAGUUUCCUUUACCUUAACUAUAAGAACACAUUUUGAAAGCUUGCUUCUCAGCAUGAGAGUGGUGCAAGACUGUGGUUGGGCUAGACUGUGUCCCUGUUUUCUGUCUUUGUUGAAUGACAGGUCUCUACUGAUCUAAGAACUGUGCUAUUGCGAAUCUGGCAGAGACUCCUUUUGUCCUAAUGACUGUGGCAUUGGCUAGUGUUCUGUAUUGAGAGAUUCUGGUGAUAAUGUUGUGCAUGAAAGGACAGAAUGGAUGCUGUGUGGGGGAGAGUUUUGUGGGUGCACCUUUGAAAAUCUUUUUCUCCUUGAGGAAAAAGGUAUAAAAUAUAAAAAUAAGAGACUGGCGCAGAACUGCCUGGCAGUCUGUCUGGUGCUCCUGGCUAGGCCAGUUGCCACUGAGUCACCCAACCAAAGAGGCUUUUGGAGGCUUUGAUGGAGUCCACUCUUGUCUCUGAUAGUUUGAGGUUGAUAGUGGACAACCCACAGAAGUUCCUAUUGCCCCAUUACCUUAGCCUUACCCCAAAGCCUUUACCAAGGUGGACAGUCAUUUGCGUGUAUGCCACAGAUGCUUUCUGAUGGAUAGGGUUACAACCAGUUAGGUGGGAGGAUUGGCCCAUUUCGAUUCCGGGGUCUUAGUGUCUGGUUUCCAGCCAUGCUCCCCAUUUGUCAUUUGAGAAAAUAGUUAUUCAGGGGGCCACAUUUGUGUAGUGUUUUUGCAUUAACCAACUAAUCCGAAUCUCUUUUUUUAAGCUGUUGACUAGAACUCAGCCUAAGAAUUGAACAAGAAUUCUACAUUCCCCUGGGAGACUUAAAAAUGAAAUCCUAAAUGUGGAUGCUUGGAGUAGAUGUUCAGGAUGAGGCAAAAUAAAUGGUUCCAACAUGAACAUAUCUGUUGGUAAUAGUGGAAUAAAGGCCGAUUUUUAUUUAAAAGAUGUAUUUUAGACCUCUGACCAAUGGUUUGCCUAGAUUAGUAAGACUAACAUGCUGAUACAACUCAAUAUAUGAGUAGUAAUAGGCUUUCUACUAAAAUACCACUAUUUAUUGUUAUUUUGAAAAUAUUGCCAGCAGCUAGCAGCAUGGGGAGGAGAGAGCCCUUGGAGCUGACCGGGCCCAGCCAAUUUCAGGGCUGUUCGCAAGUAAAGGCUAAUGUGCGAGCAUCAGCCUGACCACGCGGGGUCUGUGUCAGCUGCCUUAUCGUUUGUAUGCUUGACUUUGGUAUCUUUGGUCUGUUAAGAUACUUCAUUUCUUAAGUCCUUAUUGAUAUCUGAAGAUCAUAUUUUGUUAGACCUUGGUGUGGAACUAAAGAAGUAAACGCUGUUCAGAUGAAAUUUCUAGGUACUAAACCAACAUAUUCUCUUUUUUUUUCACUGCGUGGAUGUUUAGUCUUUUCCUACAAGAAUGUGAUUUAUGUAAACAUGCUAAUGUAAAAUCAGUUUAUGUACUUUUGGGAGACUGUGGGCUUACUGUGCCCACCUGUGUUUUAAAAUUAAUAAAUACUGUCUAAGCACGAUAAAUGGUUUUAAUUCGUAUUAAGAGAUUAUAAAUAGUAUACAUACCAGUAUAUGGUAUUAAUAAAUAAAAUUGAAAUAGUUAA
Apodemus sylvaticus (European woodmouse) is the source of this 4174-nucleotide messenger RNA. RefSeq names its product cyclin dependent kinase like 2 (gene Cdkl2). Gene Ontology annotation, molecular function: ATP binding; cyclin-dependent protein serine/threonine kinase activity. Bases 517 to 2229 code for a protein of 570 amino acids. Gene Ontology annotation, biological process: protein phosphorylation. Gene Ontology annotation, cellular component: nucleus. Lineage: Eukaryota; Metazoa; Chordata; Mammalia; Rodentia; Muridae. The record is from RefSeq and is a predicted model, not a curated record. The transcript has 13 exons.